GAGGGAAGAACACUGUGACAAAUCAACACUUCACUGGAUUCAGGAGCAGGUGCAGCAACUUCAACUUUAGGAGGGGACAUACCUGGUGGAAAGAAGGGUCAACAGAUAAAGGGCAUAAUCAAGAAGGCCAUCAGAUUUUUGUCGGACAAGAAAAGGAGGAGAGGGAAGCAAGGAACCCUGUGAGAAAGAGAAACUUCAAUAAAAAGGAACUGAGUGGAGAGAAAGGACAAAUAAAGGAGCUUUUGAUCCACAGAGGGGACAUCUGUCUGGGUGCACCAUGCCAUCUUUUGGACUUGAAGUGGUCGGCGUCGCUCUGUCAGUGCUCGGCUGGGUGCUGAGUGUGAUCAGCUGUGCUCUGCCAAUGUGGAGGGUCUCGGCCUUCAUUGGCGCCAACAUUGUCACAGCUCAGGUAUACUGGGAGGGCCUGUGGAUGAGCUGCGUGUUCCAGAGCACGGGGCAGAUGCAGUGUAAGGUCUACGACUCCAUGCUGGCUUUACCUCAGGACCUGCAGGCCGCCAGGGCGCUCACCGUCGUCUCCAUCAUCGUGGGUCUGGUGGCGCUUCUCAUCUCUGUGGUGGGAGCAAAGUGCACAGUCUGCAUCGAGGACGAGGGCGUCAAAGCCAGGGUGAUGGCUUCUUCUGGGGGGGGGUUCAUCACAGCGGCUCUGGCCCAGCUGGUGCCUGUUUCCUGGUCAGCACACACCAUCGUAGUCGAGUUCUACAGUCCACUCAUCCAGUCUGGGCAGAAGAUGGAAAUUGGGGCAGCACUGUAUCUGGGCUGGGCCGCUGCAUCCCUGCUCCUGUUUGGAGGGUCCAUUCUCUGCUGUAGUUGUCCUCCAAAGGAAGCGAAGCCAACGAGGUACAGUGUGCCCCCCCAGAGCCGUAUAGCGUACUCCGCUGCACCGAGAUCAGUGGCUCAAAGCUCCUACACCAGGAAGGACUACGUGUGAGGGAAGCGGACAGGACCAGGGAGGGGUUAUUACUGUAUUAUUUUCACAUGUAUCCUGCUUAUUCGUACAUAUUCAGGAAAUGUGUAUAAAAAUGUAGCUAAUUGAUAAUUACAUUGGUUUAACUGGAACCACCUGUCUACCAGGAACGGGUGAGCAGAGCCAUACCAGAUGUUUUGGGUUUUGGUGGAUAUUGAGGAUCAUAGAUGUGUGUAGAUAUUUUUGAUACUUCUGAAUGCCUUUGGGAGCCCUCCGCAAUUGUUUGAUAAAUCUGUUUACAUAUAGCCAUUAGUCUAAAGCAAGCAGAGGGAAAUUAUAAUCAAGUUUCGAAAAAGUUUAUUGUCAGAGUUCAGCGAGGAGAUUUUGUGUCACAGAGUAAAACUAUUUUAUAUAUUUAUUUGUGCUCAUAACAUUUAGAUCAAUUGUGGAUGUUCCUCAUCGUAUUGAUCGGUGUGUACAUAUUAUGUAUCACACUGUCAACUAUUGUAAAGCAAAUAGGUACACUUUUGUAACUGUAAUGAGUUUUUAAACGGCUUUUUUUCUGGGGGAAUAAUAUUGUUCUUGAUCUUCUUGCAAAACACAGACACAGGCCGAGUCACAGAUGUGAAACGUUAUAGAGCUGAGCAAAAUGGAGCUCACUGUGGGCUCCAACGCAAGGUCAAAAUGGCCGACUAAACUGUAAAAAGAAUAAGGGAAGUUAAAAUCAACAUUUGGAUAGAGUGAUACGUGAGUGAUUUUAUUUGGUUCAUCACAUUUCACAGCACUUUUUGAUGCUGUGUUUCGACAUUUUUUACAAAGGCUGAAACUCUUAUGUAGCAUGUCUUUUGUUGUAUUAACAUUCGAUGUGUUUGUCUUUUAUUAAAAUGUUUUAGGCAUGUGACUUUAUGAAUGAAAAUGUUUUUAGAUCUACUGAAAUGAUUAG
This is a messenger RNA of Xiphias gladius (swordfish), 1868 nucleotides long. It is a transcript of the gene cldn3d, whose product is annotated as claudin 3d. Gene Ontology annotation, molecular function: structural molecule activity. Gene Ontology annotation, biological process: cell adhesion; bicellular tight junction assembly. Bases 278 to 949 code for a protein of 223 amino acids. The transcript has a single exon. The record is from RefSeq and is a predicted model, not a curated record. Lineage: Eukaryota; Metazoa; Chordata; Actinopteri; Istiophoriformes; Xiphiidae. Gene Ontology annotation, cellular component: bicellular tight junction; plasma membrane.